Messenger RNA from Myzus persicae (green peach aphid), 980 nucleotides. Its product is annotated as zinc finger protein GLIS2 homolog. Gene Ontology annotation, molecular function: DNA-binding transcription factor activity, RNA polymerase II-specific; RNA polymerase II cis-regulatory region sequence-specific DNA binding. Gene Ontology annotation, biological process: smoothened signaling pathway; regulation of transcription by RNA polymerase II. The coding region runs from base 240 to 884 and encodes 214 amino acids. The record is from RefSeq and is a predicted model, not a curated record. Lineage: Eukaryota; Metazoa; Arthropoda; Insecta; Hemiptera; Aphididae. Gene Ontology annotation, cellular component: nucleus. The transcript is spliced from 5 exons.
UUAUUUAAAAACAAAACGAGAUGUAUUAUUAUUAUUGUCUGUUAGUAUGUAUACAUUCGUUUCUCUUCAUCAUUUGGUUACAAGCAUACAAUCAUCCCGGAUUUUUUGGAUAACCUCUCGACGAAGACUGCAAUAGGUGUCAUUUUUGAAUAUAACCCGACAGUGAAUGGCAUAGUAUACCUUCCGUACCUAUCUAAUUCAUUUAUACGAACAUUUGUUUUCACGUCAGAAUUCGUGCAAUGAAACACAUGUUUAAAAGCAAUAACAUGCUAGACAACAAUGAUGAAGAUUCGUCGUGCUAUUGCAAGUGGGAAAAUUGUGAUCUGUACAUGAAUAAAACAGAACUACCAAAACAUGUAAUAAGCCAUAUUGCCCCAGAAUCCCAAGGGUUGUUCUAUUGCAAAUGGAAAAGUUGUACGAGAGGAGACCGAGCUUUCAAUGCCAAGUACAAGAUAUUAGUCCACAUACGCACUCAUACAAACGACAAGCCCCAUCAAUGCUACAUAUGCGGUAAAAGCUUUACGCGGGCCGAAAAUCUGAAGAUCCAUGCUCGUUCGCAUACAGGUGAAAAACCUUACGUUUGUUCAGUGAACGGAUGCAACAAGGCAUACUCCAACACGAGCGAUCGUUUCAAGCAUACCCGAACACACUUCAUCGAAAAACCAUACGCUUGUCGAGUGGAAAGUUGUCUGAAAAGGUAUACGGACCCCAGCUCUUUGCGAAAACAUGCAAAAAGUCAUAAUCAUCAAGUAAAAGUGAUAUUGACACAAGAUACGAAUCCAUGUUGUUCUUCUUCGGUCUUCAUAACUCCUACUUGUUCUGCGUAUUCCAUUCCUAAUGCUAUUGACCAACCAUUAGAUUUGUCGAUUCGUUGGAAAAAAUAAUAAUUGUACUUAAAAGUAGUUUUCAAUGUUUAGUGCAAAUUACAAUAUUAUUGAAUUAUGCUUAUGAAUUUAUUAUAACAAAUGUACAUACUUUUA